Molecule: messenger RNA, 2400 nt
Organism: Solea solea (common sole)
Lineage: Eukaryota; Metazoa; Chordata; Actinopteri; Pleuronectiformes; Soleidae
Gene: chrna3
Product: cholinergic receptor, nicotinic, alpha 3
Exons: 6
Coding region: 50-1735 (561 amino acids)
Biological process (GO): signal transduction; nervous system process; monoatomic ion transmembrane transport
Cellular component (GO): postsynaptic membrane; synapse; neuron projection
Molecular function (GO): transmembrane signaling receptor activity; acetylcholine-gated monoatomic cation-selective channel activity
Source: RefSeq, a predicted model, not a curated record
UCUGCUCCCGGCAGCGUCCAUUCAUUUUGCAGUUGUUCAUUGAGACAGGAUGAAAGCCAGUUUGUGGCUCAGUCUACCUGCGUGUUCCGUCCUCCUGUUUCUACUCUCAGGAGGCACGUGCUCAGAUGCAGAACAUAGUCUCUUCUCUGUACUAUUCGCCAGCUACAACCAGUACAUACGACCCGUGGAAAAUGUGUCCGACCCGGUCAUUGUUCAGUUCGAGGUGUCCAUGUCCCAGCUGGUCAAAGUGGAUGAAGUCAAUCAGAUCAUGGAGACCAAUCUGUGGCUGAGACAUGUCUGGAAUGACUACAAACUGAGAUGGAAUCCAAAAGACUUUGGAGGUGUUGAAUUUAUCCGAGUGCCGUCCAAAAGGAUAUGGAAGCCUGACAUUGUACUAUACAACAAUGCAGUUGGAGAUUUUCAGGUGGACGAAAAAACUAAGGCCCUUCUUCGUUACAACGGUGAUGUUACCUGGAUUCCUCCAGCCAUAUUCAAGAGCUCCUGCAAGAUUGACGUCACAUACUUCCCCUUCGAUUACCAAAAUUGCACCAUGAAGUUUGGCUCCUGGACUUACGACAAGGCAAAGAUUGAUCUGGUGCUGAUUGGCUCCACAAUCAAUCUGAAGGAUUUCUGGGAGGGCGGCCAGUGGAUCAUCAUUGAUGCUCCUGGUUACAAACAUGACAUUAAGUACAACUGCUGUGAGGAAAUCUACCCUGAUAUCACUUACUCGUUGUACAUCCGCCGCCUGCCUCUAUUCUACACUAUCAAUAUGAUCAUCCCUUGUCUGCUUAUUUCCUUCCUGACAGUGCUCGUCUUCUACCUGCCGUCUGAUUGUGGUGAGAAGAUCACUCUGUGUAUCUCUGUUCUUCUUUCUUUAACGGUCUUCCUGCUUGUUAUAACUGAAACCAUACCUUCCACGUCACUCGUGAUUCCCCUGAUUGGCGAGUACCUACUUUUCACCAUGAUCUUUGUCACCCUUUCUAUUGUCAUCACUGUUUUUGUGUUGAACGUCCACUACCGCACCCCAAAGACGCACACCAUGCCUAUCUGGGUGCGGAGCGUGUUCCUGGGACUGCUACCCCGGGUGAUGUUCAUGACCAGGCCAGAGAGGGACCCCGAGACGGUGACAGGGGCUGACUGUGUUCACACAGCACAUGUAAGACCCCAUGCUGUACAUUCAACAAACACUUUGCAGAAGCCUUAUAAUCCUCAGGCCCUGGCCUCUAGUGUGGUUUCCAGCCUCACGAACCGCCAACGUCUUUACAACAACACUGAGCUCUCCAACCUCAAUAACUUAAGUAUAGACCCAGGCAAAGAUGCAGUUUCUGGGUUGCUAGGCUGUGAGGGCCACUGCAGCUGCUGCUGGCACCAGAGAUCCACCAAACUGCCUGCAGAUUCUGGGGGAGGUAGCGGAGGACUUGGUUGUCAGGGGAUACUGACUGGAGGCAGUGCUGUUGGGUUGGGGGGAGGGAGUCAGUGCUCAAGCUCCGAGUCUCUGGAUGGAGGAAUAAUCUCCCUGUUGCCGUUUUCCCCUGAGGUCAGGGAGGCUAUUGAGGAUGUCAAAAACAUAGCGGAGAACAUGAGACGACAGAAUGAAGCAAAAGAGGUUCAGGAUGACUGGAAGUAUGUUGCCAUGGUAAUCGACAGGAUCUUCCUGUGGGUUUUUGUCCUAGUGUGUAUCCUGGGAACAGCUGGCCUCUUCCUCCAACCUCUACUACUGGGGGACGACAUUUAAAUUGGUUUAAUCAGUUUGGCAAAACUUGAGACAGUUGAACUGUGCAGCUUUUGUUACUUCCAAGAUUCUCACUCAAGAGGGAAAAGAGAGCAGAAAUGCUGAGUGGAUCCACAGAAAGAAACAGGAUGAAAUAAAAACAGUGUCAGCCAAAAGCUGAUGCCAAGAACCGUUGGUUACAAUGCUGAGAACCUGUCUAACAAACCAUUACGACCUUGGUGACCACUGAAUUAAAUUACAGUGUAAAAACACAUUUUGCAGUUAAUAGCAAUGUGAUAUUGCUUGGGUGAAUAUGAUGCUGGUGCUCCUAACAAGACACAAGAUGUAAACUAUACCUGCUGAGUUAAAUAUUUGUAACGUGUUUUGUCGAGCAAGUAAUUGUUGCAGUUGAUUCUAAAGUAACAUCAUUACUGUGGACAAGUUUUAGUUUUUAAAAUGUGAUUGUUUCAUGUCUGAGAAUCAAGCAAUGAAGUGGACUGUAGUCAAAGAGGGACAUCAUGUGGUUAUACUUGAAAACUGCAUGUGAUCAAAAAGGGUUUCUCGGCUGUUUUAAAGGGACAUGUCACCUAUUUCAUCAUAACAAGUACUGUAAUAUUUACCACAAAAGAGAGCAACAGUUUGACUUUGUUUGCAUAACUUUGUGGACAGUGUGGUGAUUUAUUAAAAGU